AUGAAGUCUGCGAGCAGACUAUUCUAUCUUUCUGUGUUUGCCCUCUGGGCUGCACCCGGUUCUUGCGAGAGCUCUAGUGAUGAAUGCCAUAUCUCGCCCAAGUCAAUCGUUGGCGAUGCCUGCGCUUCGUAUGCGACUCUCGAUAAACUCAACACCCUGACCAAACCGGCCGUCGACGACCUCACCCACAACACCGACUUCUUCUCGCACUACCGAGUGAACCUCUUUCAUAAGAAAUGUCCCUUCUGGAACGACGAGAAUGGCAUGUGCGGAAACAUUGGAUGCGCGGUUGAGACGCUGGACAACGAGGAGGACAUCCCGGAGAUCUGGCGUGCGCACGCUCUCGGUAAACUCGAGGGUCCUCGUGCUAAGCAUCCGGGGAAGAAGGCGCAGCGCCAGCAUCCUCAGCGACCUCUUGGAGGUAGUCUUGGAGAGAAUGUCGGCGAGAGCUGUGUUUUUGAGUACGAUGAUGAGUGCGACGAGCGAGAUUACUGUGUUCCUGAGGACGAGAGCGCGAGCUCAAAGGGCGAUUACGUGAGCUUGGUUCGAAACCCGGAGCGAUUCACUGGAUACGCAGGCGAUGGAGCCAAGCAGGUCUGGGACGCCAUUUACCGAGAGAAUUGUUUCCAGAAGAGCUCGUUCCCCAAGUCUGCAGAUCUCGGCCUGUCUGGAUGGAACCGCGGUCCCGCUGCCCAAGACUUCAAGCAGAUUCUCGAUGCGGCGGGUCGUCAGGCUCAGCUUGAGGAGCGUCGUCAGGAGAACCCCAAUACUCCGUUCGUCGCAAACACUGGCUUCGAGGUCGACGAUGAGUGUCUUGAGAAGCGUGUGUUCUACCGUGUCAUGUCCGGUAUGCACGCCAGCAUCAGCACUCAUCUCUGCUGGAACUUCCUGAACCAGACUACUGGCGAGUGGAGCCCUAACCUAUCCUGCUACGAGCAUCGCCUGCACAAAUUCCCUGAUCGCAUUGGAAACGUCUACUUCAACUAUGCGCUCAUGACCCGUGCUAUCGCCAAGGUUGGGCCUUAUCUCCAGAAGAAGGAUUACAAGUUCUGUAUGGGAGACGCUUCUGAGGACGCGGCCACUCGCGCCAAGGUCCUUGAGGUCACCGAGAAAGCUGCCAGUGUCCCUCAAAUAUUCGACGAGAGCCUGAUGUUUGUCAACGGUGAAGGGCCAUCUCUGAAGGAGGACUUCCGCAACCGUUUCCGCAACGUCAGCCGUCUCAUGGACUGUGUUGGCUGCGACAAGUGUCGUCUCUGGGGCAAGCUCCAAACCGCUGGCUACGGCACCGCUCUCAAGAUCCUUUUCGAGCUCGAUAACAAUAGCGACGACGUUCCGUACCUCUCGCGCACUGAGCUGGUCGCUCUCUUUAACACCUACGCUCGUAUCAGCAGCUCUCUCUACAACAUCGGACAAUUCCAGCAGAUGAUGGAGGAGAAGGCCUUUGCGGAGAAGGAGCAGGAGGGUCUUGAGGACCUCAACAAGAACGAUAAGCUUAACAAGAAGUUUGAGAAGGAGGCUGAGGAGAAUCCCCAGAUGGACGAUGCUGUGCGGGAGUUUAUCGAGCUGCGACAGAGGGGUCCCAAGGAUGACAGCACGAUGGCUCACGUUGCCUUUGAGCUCGCCCAAUUCAAGGCUGCUAUCAAGAUCAUUAUUAAGGGAUGGAUACGCACGCCCAAGGCACUAUGGCGUGUUUUUACAUCAGAGGUCUCGCGUCUUUACAGAGUUUGGGUCGGUCUUCCUGUCGGUCCUAGAUGGUGGUCGAUGCGGCUGCCUAACCUUAACCCAGUCUCGCCAGCUACAAAUGCCCAGUCCGUCCCCAUCCGCCAACAUCAAGAUACAGCUUCUACGACCAGCCACAACCUCCUCACCAUGAAGCUCGCCCACGUUCUCCCCAUCCUCAGCCUCAUCGCACCAAUCGCAUGCAUCAGGCAAAGACCCGAGACCUGGCCUCCCGCCAUACCCGGGCGAGAAGAGAAAUACUGGGGUACCAGCAAAUACAUCAGGCCUCCCCCAGGAUGGAAACCGCCCUCAGAGGAAGAAAAGAAAGCGAGAGAAGAAUUCAUCCAGGUCCAUCAAAAGGUCGUCAAAGCAAUUGAAGAUUUCAUGUUUGAGACCACACGGUCAGGGGAUCAGGAAUUGGAACAGCUCAAUAUUGCGAUGUUGUGGGUGCAUGUUACUGUGGCGAGAGCGGGGGAUGGGAUUCUUACGCUGGAGGGACCUUAUUCUAGGGAAUCGUGUUUUGAUCUGCUGAAUUAUUUUCCCAAGAUUGCAGAGAAAUGCUGGAAAGCAAUGGCGGCUCUUGAUGACCCGACGCUCGCAUGUUCAACCGUCCUCUCCAAAUGGGAAAAAGGGAGAUUGGCAGAAAAGAUAAAAGAUCUCAGAUUAAUGUUCACACCAGAGAUGUGA
Fusarium tjaetaba is the source of this 2406-nucleotide messenger RNA. RefSeq names its product ERO1-like protein. Gene Ontology annotation, cellular component: endoplasmic reticulum membrane; endoplasmic reticulum. NCBI's taxonomy places the organism in Eukaryota, Fungi, Ascomycota, Sordariomycetes, Hypocreales, Nectriaceae. Gene Ontology annotation, biological process: protein folding in endoplasmic reticulum. Gene Ontology annotation, molecular function: protein-disulfide reductase activity; thiol oxidase activity; FAD binding. The transcript is spliced from 7 exons. The coding region runs from base 1 to 2406 and encodes 801 amino acids. The record is from RefSeq and is a predicted model, not a curated record.